GAUUAUGUAACUAAAUUUUUUGACAGUUGUAGAUAUAACCUCAAAUUUUAUCAAUUUUAUUAGAAUGGCUUCAAAAGCAGAUAUACGCGAUAUUUCACCGCUUUUGAAGAAAUUACGCGACUUUUUACUGGGGAGAGGUCAUACUAAAGCGUUAAGAUUUCCACCGGAAGUUGCUACAAGAUCUCCACCGUUACCAAUUCUUCCUGAGGGACCCUCGCAUAGGUUAUUCAAUAAUUAUUAUUACAGCAGAGAUGGUCGUAGAGAAUUGAUGCCCCCAUCUCUGAUUUACCCAGCCCAAAAGCAAAUUGCGGCUGCUUCCCCGAAAGAAGCUAGUGUUGGAGCACAACGUGCGCCAAAACCUGGUAAUGUUUACGCGUGGGAUUAAAGAUGUAAAAUGUAUUAAUUGUAAAUAGUAAUUAUUUGAGAAAUAUAAUAAAUAUUUAAAGAGUUA
Messenger RNA from Onthophagus taurus, 451 nucleotides. Its product is annotated as NADH dehydrogenase [ubiquinone] 1 alpha subcomplex subunit 7. NCBI's taxonomy places the organism in Eukaryota, Metazoa, Arthropoda, Insecta, Coleoptera, Scarabaeidae. Gene Ontology annotation, cellular component: respiratory chain complex I; mitochondrial inner membrane. The record is from RefSeq and is a predicted model, not a curated record. Gene Ontology annotation, biological process: mitochondrial electron transport, NADH to ubiquinone; ATP synthesis coupled electron transport.